This is a messenger RNA of Brassica rapa (field mustard), 5156 nucleotides long. RefSeq names its product G-type lectin S-receptor-like serine/threonine-protein kinase CES101. Gene Ontology annotation, molecular function: ATP binding; protein serine/threonine kinase activity. Gene Ontology annotation, cellular component: plasma membrane. Lineage: Eukaryota; Viridiplantae; Streptophyta; Magnoliopsida; Brassicales; Brassicaceae. The record is from RefSeq and is a predicted model, not a curated record. Gene Ontology annotation, biological process: innate immune response; protein phosphorylation.
UUAAUAGUAAUUAUAUGAUGAAACAUGUUACUAUUGAUAGUUUAAUGAAUAUACUUUUACGGGUUACUCAAACGGACAUGUAAUAUAUAUAUAUAUAUAUAUAUAUAUAUAUCAAAUAUAAACUAAUUGAACAAAUAUAUUAACACAAAUAUAUCAUAGAACAUUACAUUAACAUAAAUCGAAGCCACAGAGUAAGAGUCAAUAUUUUAAUUUUUUAAAUAUAACUAUAUAUAUAAAUUAUAAAAAUUAAGAACUAAAUAUAAUAAAAAUAUAUAUCAAAAUUAAAAUAAUAAAUAUUUACAUUUCUAAUGCGAAUAAUGAAAUUAACUUUUAAAUUUAAAUAAGCCAUAGACAAAACAUCAAAAAGCAUCUAAUAAUAUGUGAAUAACAAAAGUAAACUAACUAAAUAAACAAUUAUAUUUUUUCGCAAACGUAAAUCAUUAAUUUGUAAUAGACGUAUACACAUUAUUGAUGCUGAAUCUAUUUUAUUUUUAGUAUGCAUCCCCUCAAAUAUUAAUCCAUUAACAAGAUGGAAAUUUAGUUGGACUAAAAUUGUAUUAAAAUUGGAAUAUCAAUUUCUUAAUAUAUUCACAAUUCAUCUGAACAUUCAUGAAUACAUAUAUAUAUAUAUAUAUAUAUAUAUAUAUAUAUUACAAUACUCUAAAUAUAAUAAUAAAUCAAACCGGAUUACAUAUUGGCUCAUCCAUCAGUUCAACUGAUAACCAGAUCUCGGGUUUUAGCAGUUGUUACGGGUUUUAUAGAAUUUUUAAAUAACAGUUUUAAAAAAAAACUAAAAUGGAUUACAUAUGAACCACCGAAUUUGGAAAUUUAAUUGCGGGUUGGGUCGGGUUUCAAAACAUUGAAUAUAAUGUUUUAUUUGUAAUAUCUAAGUGUAAAUACAAUUAAAAUACAAAUUUAUAUCAAAUAAAUUUGGAAUGUUUCGAAAAUAAUCCCGCGCUUUGAAAGCGCGGGUCAAAAUCUAGUAGACUAUUAAAAUGGAUAUAUAUAUUUUCCCUUAACUAUUAAAAUGGAUAUUUGCAGAGAGAUAUUAUAGUAUUGUUGGAUAAUGAUCUCGGUUUUUAUAAUCAAAAAGAACGAUGAGUGGUCUAAGUUAACAAAAAAAGAGAGAAGCUACAUUGGUCAGAGAAUCAAAAUCCAGAUUAGUUUUGGAGAUAUUGUUGUCCUUUGAAUUUUAUGUAAGCAACGUGUAAUAAUCGUUUGCCUCAGAUUAGUGUCUUUUAGUGAGACUAGUCAGAUACUAGAGAGUAGAGACAAGUGAUGCUAAUUUCAUUCAGAGUUUGAUCAGUUAUCCCACGAUACAUGAUAUAAUAUAGAAAUUAACAAAACCAGGUCCAACUUGUGUGUCAAACAUGAAUAUCAGUUUGUUGAUCAUGUGAGAUACUUAUGUCAUCAAAUUAAAUAAUAUCUGGUUCUAAUCUGGAACAAUACAUAAAAAUAACAAUAGCUUCCAAAUAAAACCUUAUCCGGCCUCGACUCCAGAUCCCCAUUGAAGCAGUGCCAACAAGUUUCAAUGGUUUUUGCUCUUGGUUCCAAUUGCAGUUGAGUGUUUUGUUGUCACUGGAACGACCUUACAACAUUGUGAAGUUAACCGUCUUUCUGAUUUUGGAAGCGACAGACAGCCGACAAGUGGCUUUAGGUGGUCUAUACGGGCUUCAGCUUCCUCGGUGGCACUUCUCGAAUAAUCAUCAUAUCCCAGUGUCGCUGCUGGUCACUUAGGUGAUGUACUCCUAUAUCUAUACCAAACCCGAAAAGUCGAACCGAAAUUCGAACCAAAUUUUACAAAUAUCCGAACGAGAAUAAAUUUCAUACCUCCAAAAAAAUUGAGAUCCUAUAAAACCUGACUCGAAUUCGUCUGGACAUCCAAAUGUCCAUGCGUGUAAACGUUGUGAAGUUCACUUUCCCAUAAGCAUAUGCAUAUAGCCAUAUUUUACUCAGAAUUUAUUAAGGCUAACCCUCUGAGAGCUGCCGAGACUUCAUCAAACGACACAGUUUCACGAAGCAAUGACAUAAACUUACUCGCAGUGUUACUCAUCCCCAGAAAGCUAUGGAGAAUGCAAAUUUUAAGCCUUUUUAACACUGUUAACUUCAGACAAGGAGAAUCUUGCUGUCAAACGGAUACUCUGCUUCAGGGGGAGUCCUUGAAAGAUGGGCAAGAGCUGGUUUCAGCUUUCAACAUCUUCAAGCUCAAGUUCUUCAACUUCAAGAACUCGAGCAACUUGUAUCUUGGUGUUUGGUACAACAAUUUGUAUCUGAAUGAUAUCCAAGACAGACCCGUCUGGAUUGCUAACCGUGACAAUCCGAUUCCUAGACGCCCUGGAAGCCUCACGAUUGACUCUCUUGGUAGGCUGAAGAUUUUGAGAGGAGCAUCAAGCCUACUGCUUAACCUGAGUUCUACUGAAAGCACUGGAAACACUACCCUUAAGCUGUUGGAUUCUGGAAAUCUCCAGCUCACGGAGAUGGGUCCUGGUGGUUCCACGAGGGUUUUGUGGCAGAGCUUUGAUUAUCCGACUGAUACUCUUCUCCCUGGGAUGAAACUCGGUUUCAACGUCAAGACCAAGAAGAGAUGGGAGCUGAGAUCAGGGCUAAGUGAUACUUUACCAGCUUCUGGAUCUUUUGUCUUUGGGAUGGAUGCCAAUAUAUCAAACUUAUUGACCAUCUUGUGGCGUGGAGAAAGGUAUUGGGCAAGUGGGCUCUGGUUCAAAGGUCGUUUCUCCUUGGAGGCAUUCAACAACUACGAAUCGGUCUUCUCUUUUAACUCAACAGAGAGUGAACGCUACUUCGUGUUUUCAGUUGAUCGCCGCUAUCCUGAAACAGUGUUUCCCACGAUAACGAUAGACCAGCAUGGCGUUCUGCAUAUAAACAGGCUUGACAGAGAGCUAGCUCAUGUCCGUUGCUCUCCUUUCACUUUGAGUAAAGAGGUCAGUUCCAGGGAUCGGUAUAGACAAGAUUACAGCGGUCGGUAUGAGAAAGAGUACAGAGAUUGGUAUGAGAAAGAGAACAGAGAUCGGUAUAGGGACCAGUAUGAGAGAGAGUACAGUGAUCAGUAUGGGGGAAAACCCAGAGGUUGGUAUGAAAAAAAUUCCAGCGAUUGUUAUGGGAACAAAUCCAGGGAUUGUUUGCAGGCUGGUUGCACAGUCCCUGAUAUGGCACAUGGGUUACUGAACUGCAAUCCCUUUCGCUCUACCUAUUUCGAAGAGGCAGGACCAGCUUUACUAGGCAGUGGUUCUGUUGUUAAUGAGACCGGUGGAAGACUUAGUUCAGCUGAUUGCCAUGUUAUAUGUCUGCAGAACUGUUCUUGUGUUGCCUAUGCCUCAACUAAUGUGGAUGGUACGGGCUGCGAGAUAUGGACUGAUCCCUGCAAGCUGUGGUAUACUGAUCCUACCAACAACAGCUCGUCUUUUUCUCCUACUUCCAGAAGUAUAUACAUUCGUGAACAAGGUCCGACAUGUAUGGAAAGUGAUUCGGGAAAUUAUUUUCCGGGCUUUGGGGGAGACAGAGACAAUGGAAAUCCAGUAGUUUGGCUAAUUGUUGGAGCAUCACUCUUUCUAACCAUACUUGUGAUUGGUGUCAUCAUCUAUAAGUAUAAAGUAAAAGUAACUGAUAUAUUCCGCAAAACAUUCUACUUUUUACGUGGGAAAACCAUUCAACUUAGCAAGGCCGCUUUUUACUUUUCACGGGAGAAAAUCAUUCAACCAAGUAAGGCGGCGUUUAGCUAUCUAUGGAGGAAAAUCAUUCAACCAAUGAAUGGUUUCAUUGGGAGGAAGCUUCUAACACUGAGGUACGGUUCAGCAGUAGACCGCGAAUUGUUGCUGCGUGAACUGGGAAUUGAUAGGAGAGGCAGGCACAGGAGAAGUGCAAGGAAGAAUAAUAAUGAACUUAACAUUUUUAGCUUUGAGAGUGUAGCCUUGGCAACAGAUUACUUCUCUGAUGAGAACUUGCUUGGUGAAGGAGGUUUUGGUCCUGUCUAUAAGGGGAUGUUGAUGAGUGGGGAAGAAGUGGCGAUCAAGAGACUAUCAAUAGCAUCAGGGCAAGGACUAGUGGAGUUCAAGAACGAGGCCAUGCUUAUUGCAAAACUUCAACACACGAAUCUCGUGCAGUUGCUAGGAUGUUGCAUUGAGAAGGAUGAGAAAAUGUUGAUUUACGAGUACAUGCCUAACAAGGGCCUUGAUUACUUCCUCUUUGAUCCAUUGAGGAAAAAUGUUUUAGAUUGGAGGCUGAGGUUUAGGAUCAUGGAAGGGAUCAUUCAAGGGCUUUUGUACCUUCACAAGUACUCGAGAUUGAAAGUAAUACACAGAGACAUCAAAGCCAGUAACAUUUUGCUGGAUGAGGAUAUGAAUCCGAAGAUAUCGGAUUUUGGGAUGGCUCGGAUAUUUGGCGCCCAAGAAUCCAAAGCCAACACCAGAAGAGUUGCUGGAACAUUUGGCUAUAUGUGUCCUGAGUACUUCAGAGAAGGGCUAUUCUCGGCUAAAUCAGAUGUGUUCAGCUUCGGUGUUCUGAUGCUUGAAAUAAUUUGUGGAAGGAAGAACAAUAGCUUCCACCAUGACUCAGAAGGACCUCUCAAUCUCAUAGUUCAUGUGUGGAAUCUGUUUAAAGAGAACAGAGUUGGCGAGGUGAUAGAUUCUUCUUUGGGAGAUUCUGCACUUGAGAACCCUCAAGUGUUGAGAUGCUUUCAAGUUGCUCUCUUGUGUGUACAAGAAAAGCCAGAAGACAGACCAAGUAUGUUAGAUGUUGUGUCCAUGAUAUACGGCGACGGAAACAAUGCUCUUUCUUUGCCUAAAGAGCCAGCUUUCUAUGAUGGUCCCCGGAGAAGCUCACCAGAUACAGAGGUUGAGCAACCAGAAACGGAAAAUGCAUCAGUAAAUAGAGUUUCCAUCACGGUGAUGGAAGCAAGGUGAGCUGGUGAAACUAGAUUUACCAUGAUCGGUGUUGCAAUAAUUUAUUAAACUCGGUUAAUGUUUGUAAGCUUAGCUUGUAUCUUCUUCUAUGCACACACAAUAAUAAAUUGUAAUUAGUUAUUUGUUUUUUUUAACCAAACGAAAGGUGUUCAAACUAUAAACUCCUAUUCAUGGAUGGUUCUUGAUGACUGUCAUAUGGUUUGAAAAAAACAAGUACGUAUAGCAAAAUAUUGUUUGAAU